AAGCACAAAUUCCGUGAAAGUUAGAUCACGUUCACUGCGAUAUCAAAAUUAUCGAUACGAAAUACAAAACCAUACCAUCGAUGGUUUUGCACUACUUUUGCAAAACAGAAAAAAUAUUUAACAAUAUUAAUUAAUCCAAACUACGUGCGUUUAAAAGCAACUACGAUAUUUUCUUGCACAACCGGUCGAGGACUAAGCAACGCCCACACACAUACAAAAUUUGCCAUGGACUUCUCAAAGGCACCCAAUCCACGAAAACUGCAACUGUGCCGUACAUACUUCUAUGCUGGAUUUGCCCUUCUGCCCUUCGUGUGGGCCAUCAAUGUUUGCUGGUGCUUUGAGGAGGCCUUCCGCAAACCCCCAUUCCCGGAACAGAGCCAAUUAAAACGAUUUGUAAUAUACUCUGCUGUGGGAACUUUUUUGUGGCUCGUUGCGAUCAUUGCUUGGAUCAUCACAUUCCAGACGAAUCGCACCGCCUGGGGCGCAACCGCUGACUACAUGAGCUUCAUGAUUCCGCUUGGCAGUGCAUGAGAAAAUGGCCAAGAACUUUAGGCAUAAGUAACUUAUGAUAUUAUAAAAGACUUAACCCAACGCAGAAACCAUAAGCUUCGUUCAUUUUCGGGAAGACACAGAGAAGUUAGCUGUAACCUUGUAAUAGAGAAGGAGGAAUAACUAGUAGUAUUACACCAUGGUUUAAUUACAUAUUUUUUUAUUCACA
Drosophila obscura is the source of this 718-nucleotide messenger RNA. It is a transcript of the gene pen-2, whose product is annotated as gamma-secretase subunit pen-2. The record is from RefSeq and is a predicted model, not a curated record. Gene Ontology annotation, cellular component: gamma-secretase complex. NCBI's taxonomy places the organism in Eukaryota, Metazoa, Arthropoda, Insecta, Diptera, Drosophilidae. The transcript is spliced from 3 exons. Gene Ontology annotation, biological process: Notch receptor processing. Bases 226 to 531 code for a protein of 101 amino acids.